ACACACACACACACACACACACACACAGAGACACACACACAGAGGUAGGCAUUAGUCUCCUCCUGACAUCCUCACGAAUAAAGCCGUCAGCUUUUCUCCUCUCAGCCCUUUUGUUCCUCUCACUUUUCCCCACAGCUCUUCACAUCCGGACAUCAUCACAAUCUCCUCCUUUUUCCGUCGUGUUUUUCCUCUCCGGUUCUCCGACGAAUCUUUGUGUGGUAUUUAAUGGAACAUGGCGAUACGCACUCGGUCCUACAGCGUCGUGUGUUUGCUCACGGUCCAGAUCAUCAUCCUCAUCUUCAGCGUGCCGUGGAGCGGCGUGGAGACUCUCACCUUCCCGCAGCAUUACACGAUAAUGCACUGGGCUCGGCAGAUAGAGCAGGAGAUCGACCGAGUCCUGCAGCAGAUCAGUGGAGUGCAGCAACUUAAAGGGCUGUACAGUGAGAAGAGGAGGCAGUACACCCUCGUCAGGAACAAUCCCAGAGAGAUAGUGGAGAAAGUGGCCUCAGACAUCGAGAAGCUGCUGUCCAAAAAGAAGAAGGCGCUGGAGAAACUGGCCACAGAAGCAGAGAGAGUGCAGACGGCUCAUCGAUGGCAGGAUGGAAUCAAGGAGUGGGAGAUCGAGUACUACGACUCCAAGGCUGAGAUGGAAUAUGACGGGGAGGAGAUGGAUCCUCAGAUGUCUCUGAAGCUGGAUUUUGUUUACGACCCAAAUUUCAAAAACAACGUGAACUACUCGUGCACAGCGGUUCAGAUCCCCACAGACAUCUACAAAGGAGCGCCGGUGAUUCUGAAUGAGCUGAACUGGACUCAGGCGUUGGAGAGGGUUUUUAUGGAGAACAGUAGAGACGACCCCUCACUGCUCUGGCAGGCAUUCGGCAGUGCCACCGGCGUCACCAGGUAUUAUCCAGCCACACCGUGGAGAGCGCCGGAUAAGAUCGACCUGUAUGAUGUGCGGCGGAGGCCCUGGUAUAUCCAAGGAGCUUCAUCCCCCAAAGACAUGGUCAUCCUCGUGGACGUGAGUGGCAGUGUGAGUGGUUUAACUCUGAAGCUGAUUAAAGCUUCAGUAACGGAAAUGUUGGACACGCUAUCUGAUGACGAUUACGUUAAUGUGGCACGAUUUAACGAGAAGGCCGAGGCAGUCGUGCCGUGUUUUAAACAUUUGGUUCAGGCGAAUGUGAGGAACAAAAAAAUCUUUAAAGAACACGUGUCACAGAUGCAGGCCAAAGGCACGACGGACUACAAAUCAGGAUUCCACUUUGCCUUCAACCAGCUGCUCAAUAAGACAAACGUCCCCAGAGCAAACUGUAAUAAAAUAAUCAUGUUGUUUACGGACGGUGGUGAGGAUCGAGCUCAGGACAUCUUCGAGCAGUACAAUUGGCCCAACAAGACGGUUCGAGUGUUUACGUUCUCAGUGGGGCAGCACAACUACGACGUCACGCCGCUGCAGUGGAUAGCCUGCGCUAACAAAGGUUACUAUUUUGAGAUCCGCUCCAUCUGCGCUAUCAGGAUUAACACCCAGGAGUAUUUGGACGUGCUCGGUCGCCCUAUGGUCUUGGCUGGGCGAAGUGCCAAGCAGGUUCAGUGGACCAACGUUUAUCAGGACGCCCUGGGUUUGGGCUUGGUGGUGACCGGGACUUUGCCUGUCUUUAAUCUCACUAUGGACGGAGACUCUCAGAAUCAGCUGAUCCUGGGAGUGAUGGGUGUGGACGUUCACCUGGACGAACUGAAGAGACUUGCUCCGCGCUAUAACCUGGGAGCCAACGGCUACAUUUUUGCCAUCGACCCAAACGGAUAUCUGCUCCUUCACCCAAACCUGCAGGCCAAGGUGGUGGACCUGCCUGAACCUGUGACUCUGGACUUCUUGGAUGCUGAGGUGGAAGACAGCAAUAAACAGGAGAUCCGAAGGCAGAUGAUAGACGGCCGAGCAGGUGAGAUGACCAUCAAGACCCUCGUCAAGUCAAUGGAUGAGCGCUAUAUUGAUGAGGCAGUACGAACUUACGCUUGGACCCCCAUAAAUAACACUGAUUACAGCUUAGGCCUGGUGUUGCCUCCAUACAGCGAGCACUACAUCCAGGCUGACCUGAGUGACGUUAUGCUCCAACUGCAGUAUCUUCAGUCUCUGCUGCCCAACUCUUUCGAGUCAGCUGGGCACGUCUUCCUGGCCCCGAGAGAAUACUGCAAGCGCCUGCACAUCUCCGAGAACAAUACUCAGUUCCUGGAGAGCUUUCUAUCACUGAUGGUGGAGAUCACACCAGAGACAGAGGACUGUGACCAAGGCCUGAUUCACAAUGCUAUUCUGGACUCGGGGAUCAUCUGGCAGCUGGCCACCAAGGCUUGGAAGAACAAAGAUCUGAACACGUAUGGCUUCCUGGCGCUGUUCGCGUCCACUGAUGGAGGCGUUACGAGAGUCUAUCCAAACACAGCUGCAGAAUAUUGGGAUGAAGACUUAGAGCCUCUGAAUUCCAUCUUCUAUCAUCGCAGUCUGGACAAUAAGGGCUACAUAUUCAGAGCCCCAACUCGAACAUCACUGGAGGACCCUCUGAUCACGGAGAACGGCCCAACGGGGAUCCUCGUCUCAACUGCUGUGGAGGUUACGGUGCAAGGCAAAACACUGAAACCAGCAGUGGUGGGGGUCAAGCUGGAUUUGGAGGCAUGGGUCGACAAGUUCAAGAUUCUGGCCAGCAACGUGUCUGACAGCAGGCAAGGUUCUCACAAGUGUGGUCUUUCCAGAUCCUGUGAGAUGGACUGUGAGGUCAACAGUGAUGAUCUGCUCUGCUACCUGAUUGAUGACGGUGGCUUUUUGGUGAUGUCUAAUCAGAGAGACCAUUUGAAAAAGGUCGGGUUGUUUUUCGGAGAAGUAGAUCCCUACCUAAUGCACGCACUCUAUAAUAACUCAAUCUACGCCCGGAGGCAGACGUUCCAGUACCAGUCGACGUGUGAGCCGAUGUCCAGCAGCCACACAGGAUCUGCAGUACGCCACUACCUCGUGCCCUCCAUUGCAGACUUACUUAAUUUGGCCUGGUGGACAUCUGCGGUUGCUUGGUCUGUCCUGCAGCAGCUUUUCUAUGGCCUUGCAUACAACACCUGGUUUAACACAGGUGAUUUUGCAUUUGCCGAAGGUACAGAGACCAGAGGAAGCAGUAACUGUGUGACGAUUCAGAGUCAGUUCUUCUUCACCAACACCACCAACUCCUUCAGCAUGCUGCAGGACUGUGGAAACUGCUCCAGGUUAUUCCAUGCUAAGAGGAUAGAAAACACCAACCUGCUGUUCGUGGUGGCUGAAACACUUCCCUGCAGCUCCUGCGAGAUUGAAAAGCUCACACAAGUCCGGAUGGAGUUUCAGGAGGAAAUUCCUUGUGAUGUGUUGAACGCCGCCAGAUACCGGAAAGGACCUGAGAAGUGCUUUGAUUACAAUUCUAUGGAGAACACGUCGGAGUGUGGGCGGGCUCAGUCAUUGCACUGUUCAAUCGGGAUCCUCCUCUGGGUCCAGUUAAUGUUGCUUUACCUCACCGUACAAUCUUAAGCCUCUCUGUUCAUCCUGCUCCUUUCUACCCUCGUAAAACUUCCAUAAUCCCUGCAGCUUUUUUGCUCUUAUUCUCCUCUUCAGUGCUUCUUUCUGCUUCGACUGUCUUCCCAGAAUUCCCUUGGUCCUUUUGCCCUAUUCUGAAGUGCUUUGAUAUCCUUAACACAUCCAGAUGGGUUGAUUGAGAUGCUCUGUGUCUUAGUAACCUGUCGUUGUGCAUAUCUUCUAGAGACUAUUCUGGAUCUUGUAUUUAAGGAGAGUUUAUUAAAAAGAAAAGAAUAAUUUUGCGAAACAAAUAUUGUAAAUGUCCAUCAAACCUGCUUGCUGAAUCCAGCACUUUCUCUCUCUCUUUCUUUCUUUCUUUCUCUCUCUCUCUCUCUCUCUCUCUCUCUAUGUGUGGCAACAUGGCUGUUGGAUCUUGAGCAGUCUUUACAAUUAUGCUUAUAUAUUGUUUAUUUAUUUAUUUAUCUAUCUAUCUAUCUAUUUAUUUAUUUAUUUAGCUAUUUUGCUAAACGCCUCAAGCUUUCCUCGCGCUGCUAUCAAACCAGAGCUUUGUGGUUGUGGAGAUUAAAUUUGUCCUUGUUACUGUAUGCCUGAAUUCUCUCCCUGGAGGUAAAAUCACAUUUAAAGAAAGAUAUAUCAAGAAUGUCUAAAGGCAUAUAGUGUGUACAAAUCUAAAUGACUGCCUGGUAUGCUACCAAAAGGUGCCUUGGUGCACUUGGUCCUCCUAUUGGAUAGCUUAGGUUUUUGCUAAUCCUGAGUAAAUGUCAGAAGAGUGACUGGUUUA
Tachysurus vachellii is the source of this 4313-nucleotide messenger RNA. Its product is annotated as voltage-dependent calcium channel subunit alpha-2/delta-2-like. The transcript has 38 exons. Lineage: Eukaryota; Metazoa; Chordata; Actinopteri; Siluriformes; Bagridae. Bases 233 to 3526 code for a protein of 1097 amino acids. Gene Ontology annotation, molecular function: voltage-gated calcium channel activity. Gene Ontology annotation, cellular component: voltage-gated calcium channel complex. The record is from RefSeq and is a predicted model, not a curated record.